CGCACCCUCAGUUCAAAUGCACACACACACACACACACACCAGGACUGAGGGGAAGACAUGAGCAGCUUCUUCUCUCCAGAGGUUCCUCCACACAGAAGGUGAACGUGUCCGUAAACUGACCUGAGGUCAGUUCAGCAGUGUGUGUGUCCUGUGACGUGAGUGUUGUGCAGCAGGUGUGUGUGAAGGUGUGGACUCUGCUAUGCAUCAGUGGGAGGACAGAGAGGAGGGAGUCCCUCCCUCUAAAACCUCUCUGUGUGGGGAACAUGACAGCCAGACCAAAGCUCAGAGACCAGACUCACCGGGACCGGGACCUGGACCGGGACCUGGACAUGGAUCUGGACCCAGCUGUGUGUCCCUGAAGAGUGACCGGUCUAUGGGAUUCGUGAUGGAUUUCAAAGAUGGAGUUCAGCCUGUUGGGAUCCAUCAGCAGAGAGAUGACUCUCCUCGAGCUGGACCGGGACCUGGACCCAGCUGUGUGUCCCUGAAGAGUGACCGGUCUAUGGGAACCCCGAUGACAUUUAAAGAUGGACUUCAGUCUGUUGAACUAAGAGUUCAGCAACAGAGAUCCCAAGUGAUCCCAGGAGACCUGGACCCCAUAUUUAAGCUGCUUGAGAAGAACAUUGUCAGCUUUAUGAAGAGCGAGCUGAAGAAGAUGCAAAAGGCCCUAAAUCCAGAUCACCCAGAAGGCCCUGCGGGUCGGAAGGAAGAUGAGGAGGUGUUGGACGGUGAGGAUGAAGAGCAGAUGAGGAGCAGCGGGGAAGCAUUUCUGAAGAUCACACUAAACUUCUUGAGGAGAAUGGAGCAGGAGGAGCUGGCUGACUGUCUGCAGAGCAAAACUGGUGUGACUACAGCCCAACAUGAACUCAAGUCUAACCUGAAGAAGAAGUUCCAGUGUGUGACUGCAGCCCAACAUGAACUCAAGUCUAACCUGAAGAAGAAGUUCCAGUGUGUGUUUGAGGGGAUCCCUAAAGCAGGAAACCAAACCCUCCUGAACCAGAUCUACACAGAGCUCUACAUCACAGAGGGAGGGACUGCAGAGGUCAACGAGGAGCAUGAGGUCAGACAGAUUAAAACAGCAUCCAGGAAACCACACAGACCAGAAACACCCAUCAGACAAGAAGACCUCUUCAAAGCCUCUCCAGGAAGAGAGGAACCAAUCAGAACAGUGAUGACGAAGGGAGUGGCUGGCGUUGGGAAAACAGUCCUAACACAGAAGUUCACUCUGGACUGGGCUGAAGACAAAGCCAACCAGGACAUCCACUUCCUGUUUCCAUUCACGUUCAGAGAGCUGAAUGUGCUGAAAGAGAAGAAGUUCAGCUUGGUGCAACUUAUCCAUCACUUCUUCACUGAAACCAAAGAAGCAGGAAUCUGCAGGUUUGAAGAGUUCCAGGUUGUGUUCAUCUUUGACGGUCUGGAUGAGUGUCGACUUCCUCUGGACUUCCUCAACAAUGAGGUCCUGACUGAUGUCACAGAGUCCACCUCAGUGCAUGUGCUGCUGACAAACCUCUUCAGGGGCAAACUGCUUCCCUCUGCUCGCCUCUGGAUAACCACAAGACCUGCAGCAGCCAAUCAGAUCCCUCCUGACUGUGUUGGCUUGGUGACAGAGGUCAGAGGGUUCACUGACCCCCAGAAGGAGGACUACUUCAGGAAGAGGUUCAGGGAUGAGGAGCAGGCCAGCAGGAUCAUCUCCCACAUCAAGACCUCCCGAAGCCUCCACAUCAUGUGCCACAUCCCAGUCUUCUGCUGGAUCACUGCUACAGUUCUGGAGGACGUGUUGAAGACCACAGAGGGAGGAAAGCUGCCCAAUACCAUGACUGAGAUGUACAUCCACUUCCUGGUGGUUCAGUCCAAAGUGAAGAUGGUCAAGUUUGAAGGAGGAGCUGCAACGGAUCCACACUGGAGUCCAGAGAGCAGGAAGAUGACUGAGUCUCUGGGAAGACUGGCUUUUGAUCAGCUGCAGAAAGGGAACCUGAUCUUCUAUGAAUGCGACCUGACCGAGUGUGGCAUCGAUAUCAGAGCAGCCUCAGUGUACUCAGGAGUGUUCACACAGAUCUUUAGAGAGGAGAGAGGACUGUACCAGGACCAGGUGUUCUGCUUCGUCCAUCUGAGUGUUCAGGAGUUUCUGGCUGCUCUUCAUGUCCAUCUGACCUUCAGCAACUCUGGUGUCAACCUGAUGGCAGAAAAACAACCAGGAGCUAAAGGCCUUGGUUGGCAUAAAGUAUUGAGAGCAGAACCUAAACUCAAACAUCUCUACCAGAGUGCUGUGGACAAGGCCUUACAGAGUCCAAAUGGACACCUGGACUUGUUCCUCCGCUUCCUCCUGGGUCUUUCCCUGGAGACCAAUCAGAGUCUUCUGCAAGGUCUGCUGACACAGACAGGAAGUAGCUCACAGGCCAAUCAGGAAACAGUCCAGUACAUCAAGAAGAAGAUCAGUGAGGAUGGUUCUCCAGAGAAAAGCAUCAAUCUGUUCCACUGUCUGAAUGAACUGAACGAUGGUUCUCUGGUGGAGGAGAUCCAACAGGCCCUGAGAUCAGGACGUCUCUCCACAGAUGAACUGUCUCCUGCUCAGUGGUCAGCUCUGGUCUUCAUCUUACUGUCAUCAGAAGAAGAUCUGGAGGUGUUUGACCUGAAGAAAUACUCUGCUUCAGAGAAGGCUCUUCUGAGGCUGAUGCCGGUGGUCAAAGCCUCCAACAAAGCUCUGCUGAGUGGCUGUAAACUCUCAAAGAGAAGCUGUGGAGCUCUGUCCUCAGUCCUCAGCUCCCAGUCCUCCAGUCUGAAACACCUGGACCUGAGUCACAACAAGCUACAGGACUCAGGAGUGAAGCGCCUCUCUGCUGGACUGGAGAGUCCACAUUGUAGACUGGAGACUCUGAGUCUGUCACGCUGUGGGAUCACAGAGGAAGGCUGUUCUUCUCUGGGAUCAGCUCUGAAGUCAAACCCCUCCAGUCUCAGAGAACUGGAUCUGAGCUUCAACAAGCUGCAGGAUUCAGGAGUGAAGCUGCUGACUGGUUUUCUGGAGAGUCCACAUUGUAGCCUGGAGACUCUGAGCACCAGCGCCGAGGCCCCGCGGUGAGGGGACGGGUAGGCCGAGCCGGUCCCGAGGAAAGUCACAUCCAUGGUCAUCCUCCCGGAGCUACGGGACGACGGCGGGACGGAGCCGGUCUGCGGAGCCGAGGCGGAGCGGGUGCUCGGCUCGCUGUAAACAGUCGCACUGCGAUGACGCGUCGAGGGCGACGGUGCGGCGUUAAAGGAAAGUCCGAUUUUCGAGAAGUGUGUGAAUGUGUAUAAUCCUCUGGUAUAACGCGGUAUAUUGAUUUAAAAUCCUCCUGAAACUCACCUGCUUGUGUUGACAUCUCUCUUUUUGCAGGCAUAGUGAUUUAAAAAGGGAACAAAGAAUACAUUUUAUGUUCAACUGCAUUUUCAGACCCGUUUCCUGCUUUAUUGCAGUGAAAUUUCUCAAAGCUUGAAUUUAAAAUAAUUAAAAUACACAAAGACUAGCACUGGGUUUUAAAUAUAUGAAACACGAGUGGCUAAAUUAUAUCUGCAGCCAAAAGGAGGUAAAACUGUU
Molecule: messenger RNA, 3569 nt
Organism: Pseudoliparis swirei
Lineage: Eukaryota; Metazoa; Chordata; Actinopteri; Perciformes; Liparidae
Product: protein NLRC3-like
Exons: 10
Coding region: 201-3074 (957 amino acids)
Molecular function (GO): protein binding
Source: RefSeq, a predicted model, not a curated record